Messenger RNA from Diorhabda sublineata, 2608 nucleotides. RefSeq names its product sialin-like. Bases 151 to 1671 code for a protein of 506 amino acids. Gene Ontology annotation, biological process: transmembrane transport; monoatomic anion transport. Gene Ontology annotation, cellular component: plasma membrane. NCBI's taxonomy places the organism in Eukaryota, Metazoa, Arthropoda, Insecta, Coleoptera, Chrysomelidae. The record is from RefSeq and is a predicted model, not a curated record. Gene Ontology annotation, molecular function: transmembrane transporter activity. The transcript has 8 exons.
AGAUAUAGGAAAAUGAACAAUACAGUUUCAAGAGCUCGAUGAAGUGAGAAGUGCCAUUUACCAUAUGGUAGUUGGCAUGCAAUACCUAAGUUUUCGAAUAACAAUUAACAAAAUUUGUUGUGGUGAUAUAAAAGUGACCUGUCUUCGAAGAUGAUCCAUAAAAUGGAAGGGGGCAACGUGCGAAACGACGAUGAAAGUGGAGACGAGCAAUUAAGUUCUCUAGAAUCUAUGGGAAGUCUAUGGACCUUUUGGAGAAUGAGAAGAUAUAUUGUUGCAGUACUGGCUUUUUUAGGAUUCUUUACGUCUUACGCUUUGCGUGUAAAUUUGAGCAUCGCAAUUGUAGCUAUGACUGAAUAUAGAAACUUUACUUUAGAAAAUGGAACCGUCAUUAGAACAAGAGAUUUUGACUGGGAUACACAACUACAAGGUUAUAUACUUAGUUCAUUUUUUUACGGCUAUAUAACAACUCAACUUCUUGGUGGAUUGUUGGCGGCGAAAUAUGGUGGAAAAAGAGUGUUUGGUGUCGGCAUUGCCGUUACGGCGGCUUUAACUUUAGUUACCCCUUGGAUUGCACAAACAAGUGUCUACUUUUUGCUAGCUGUAAGAAUAAUUGAGGGAAUUUUCGAAGGUGUCACUUACCCAUGUAUCCACGCAAUUUGGGCUAAGUGGGCGCCUCCAGUGGAAAGAAGUCGUUUAGCAACAAUCGCUUUUUCUGGUAGUUAUGUAGGUACUGUAGUAUCAAUGCCUUUAUGCUCAAUAUUAGCUUCUGCACUAGGAUGGCAGAGCAUCUUUUAUUUUUUUGGUACAGUUGGUAUUAUUUGGUGUCUUUUGUGGAUGACUUUAAUAACGGAUUCUCCCGAAGAUGAUCCAAAAAUAACAAAAAAAGAAUUGAGCUACAUCAUCAAUUCUCUUGAAGCAAAAAGUAAUAAGAAAAUGAAAAUUCCUUGGUGCUCUUUCUUAACAUCAAUGCCUGUUUGGGCGAUAACUGUGUCGCAUUUCUGUGAAAAUUGGGGAUUUUAUACCAUGUUGACGCAAUUACCCAAAUUCAUGAAACGUGUAAUGAACUUUGAUCUGAACGCAGCUGGAUUUAAUUCAGCUUUACCGUAUUUACUAAUGGCUAUAAUGACUCAAUUUUCCGGCCAUUUCGCCGAUUGGUUUAUAGUCAAAAGAAUUUUAAGCGUCACUCAGGUCAGAAGAAUUUUCAAUUGUAGCGGGUUUCUCGCCCAGACUGUAUUUAUGAUGACCGCUACCUAUUGGUUGACACCUGCAGGUGCCACGUUCUGUAUUACCAUGGCUGUAGGUCUAGGUGCUUUCGCUUGGGCAGGAUUCAGUAUCAACCACUUAGACAUCGCUCCUCAGUAUGCUAGUAUAUUGAUGGGUUUUGGAAAUACCUUUGCCACUAUACCGGGUAUUGUUAGUCCAAUAAUAACUGGGUAUUUGGUUACAGACGAGACUAAUGUAGAUGAAUGGAGGAUAGUUUUCUAUAUUUCGUCAGGGCUCUACUUAUUUGGAGCCAUUUUCUACGGAUCCUUCGUAUCUGGCGAACUUCAGCCAUGGGCGAAAGAAACAGAGCCACUCAGUACCAACAAAGACAACUACGGUGCAUCUAAAACACAAAAAGAGCAAUCCUAUUAUGAUAACAACAGUUUUGUGCCGGAUAAAUAUAAUUAGUAUCACUCUGAGAACAAUAUUUUUAAGUUAUUCACCAACUUCACCAACGUUUAAAGGCCGGGACACACCAAUCAUGCAUCCUUCAAAUCCAACUACGAUCAUACGGUCGAACUAGUGUCUGAGAGGGAAAUGACUCUAGAGUUUGAACAGUGUAGUUCCCACCUUUACGACACGUGUCCGAUCCGACUCCAACACGACUACGAUCAUUCGUUGAACGGCUGCAGAACACGUGUCGGUCGGAAUUUGUAAUAAAAUGUUUGAGUUUUUGCAGUGAUUUUUUACUAAAUUGGCAAUAAUGUCGGGUAUAAACCAAAAAAAUGUUAUUGAGGAAAUGAAGACGUAUCCAGUACUAUAUGACCAGUCAAACGAGCAGUUCUGAAACGCCGAUUACAAUCUGAAAAAAAUAUGCGAAGGAAUUAAAUGUCAAUGGUACACUACAAAUUAAAAUAUUAUCUUAACUUAUUACUUACAAAGUAAACGCAUAAACACAAUCAAUUAAAAAGGAGAUACACACUUUUAUUAAAUGGAUACUAACUGAAUUAAAUGAUAAUACGAAAAUUAAACAAAAUUAUAUCAUAAAGGCCCACCCUACACUGCUAUCAAAUCAAAUUAAAUGCUUCGCGAUUCUUUCUUUGGAGCAAAAUCGAAACCGAGUCGGAUUGGAGUGGUAUAUGACAAGUGUGUCCAGACCUUUAAAUAGAGACCUUUUCAAACAAAUGUGGAUUGGGUUGCUGCUUAGAAGAUCUUUUACACAGUGGCGGAAUUAGGAGUGGGUGGGGCCCAUGGCGAAAUAUAUUUGUGGGCCCCUCACCGUAUCUUUUGGCUAUUCUAAAAGUACGUUGAGAAAUUUCUCAUGGGUACAUUGAGUAUUUUGUAAAAAGUAAGGAAAUAAAAACAUUUCUAUAAUUUUGUAUCAUUAAAAGUACCGAAAGAAAAA